Molecule: messenger RNA, 3049 nt
Organism: Sebastes umbrosus (honeycomb rockfish)
Lineage: Eukaryota; Metazoa; Chordata; Actinopteri; Perciformes; Sebastidae
Gene: hdac3
Product: histone deacetylase 3
Exons: 15
Coding region: 164-1450 (428 amino acids)
Molecular function (GO): histone deacetylase activity
Source: RefSeq, a predicted model, not a curated record
CGCCCCCCCCCUCCCUCUCUGUCAUUGCUGUCCCCGUCUGAUGACGUAGCCAGGUCGCUGUUUAGCAUGGCGGCUAUCUGCUAAUUGAAAGAACAAUGUGGGUUUUAUAGCUGCAAGAACAGUCAUAGUUUUGCGAAAAAAGUCCGAAGAUAUUUCUUUCAGAAUGAACAAUAGAACAUCGUAUUUUUAUGACCCAGACGUGGGCAACUUUCAUUAUGGUGCCGGCCACCCCAUGAAGCCUCACCGUCUGUCUCUGACUCACAGUCUGGUGUUGCAUUAUGGACUCUACAAGAAAAUGAUGGUGUUCAAACCAUACAAAGCGUCUCAGCACGACAUGUGUCGGUUCCACUCUGAAGACUACAUAGACUUCCUACAGAAGGUCAGCCCCAAUAACAUGCAGGGCUUCACUAAGAGCCUCAACACAUUCAAUGUUGGAGAUGACUGUCCUGUGUUUCCAGGUCUUUUCGAGUUUUGCUCGAGAUACACAGGAGCCUCCUUACAGGGAGCAACACAGCUCAACCACAAGAUCUGUGACAUUGCCAUCAACUGGGCCGGAGGUUUGCAUCAUGCCAAGAAAUUUGAGGCGUCUGGGUUUUGUUACGUCAAUGACAUCGUCAUCAGUAUACUGGAGCUACUCAAAUACCAUCCUAGGGUUCUGUACAUAGACAUAGACAUUCACCAUGGUGACGGUGUACAGGAAGCCUUUUACCUGACUGACCGCGUCAUGACUGUGUCCUUCCACAAAUAUGGGAACUACUUUUUUCCAGGAACAGGUGACAUGUAUGAGGUGGGAGCAGAGAGCGGCCGGUACUACUGCCUCAAUGUUCCUCUCAGAGACGGCAUCGAUGACCAGAGCUACAGGCAGCUGUUCCAGCCGGUUAUUAAACAGGUGGUGGAUUUCUACCAGCCCACCUGCAUCGUCCUACAGUGUGGAGCAGAUUCUCUGGGCUGCGACAGACUGGGCUGCUUCAACCUCAGUAUACGAGGACAUGGUGAGUGUGUGGAGUUUGUAAAGAGUUUCAAGAUUCCUCUGUUGGUGCUGGGAGGAGGAGGGUACACAGUGAGGAACGUGGCCCGCUGCUGGACCUUUGAGACAUCUCUGUUAUUGGAUGAAUCCAUCAGUGAUGAGCUGCCUUAUAGCGAGUAUUUUGAGUACUUUGCUCCAGACUUCACACUGCAUCCUGAUGUCAGCACCAGGAUAGAAAACCAGAACUCCAGACAGUACUUGGAGCAGAUCCGUCAGACGGUGUUCGAGAACUUGAAGAUGUUGAACCACGCACCCAGCGUUCAGAUCCACGACGUUCCCUCCGACAUGCUGAGCUACGAACGCACUGACGAGCCCGACCCUGACGAGAGGGGGGGCGAGGAAAACUACACCAGGCCGGAGGCCGCCAAUGAGUUCUACGAUGGUGACCACGACAACGACAAAGAGAGUGAUGUAGAAAUUUGACCAAAGAGGAUGAAAGGAGUGGAGCUUUUUCUUUGCAGCAUUCGGUUUCAUCGUCUCCAAACAUCACAUCAUCACUGCAGAUUUAACAGAAAAUCAAACAUUUCUGGAAGGACUGAAAAGACUCCCAAGCUCUGCUCUUUUACUCAGUAGGUUCUUUUUCUAAAAGUCCUCAUUCAGCUGCCUUUCACACUGACAUCAUGGUUGUUCCACCACUGUAACUCACAUGAACAGACGCGAUGUCAGCACCGGAGCCUUGUACAUAAUGUCAGUGAGUACACCUCCACACACAGCAGUAUUCCAAUUUUUUAUUUUAUUUCACAAAUAUUGUGAGCCCAAAUUACACAUACUUUAGUAAUACUGUACACUCAAACAUACAUACAGUGUAAUGUAAAAGAUUACAGAUGUGAUGUUCCUUAUUGUUUUGAAUUUAUAAAGAAACAGCAUAUUUUCUAUAUGUGCACAUGAAGUCAUACAUCCAGAUUUUGAUCAUUCUUUUUCUUUAAUUUUUUUUUUUUUUACUUGUAAUCUUGUUUGCGUUAUUUUGAUUUAAUUGACUUUUGAAAGAAGAAAAUUUAAUCUGCAACAAAUUUUCCAAGUAUUUUAAUCAACUGAAUUGAACUUGUAAGCAGCAAUUUGUUUGGAUUUAGGACACAGCCUAAUCAAUGUAUGUUUUCCCACACCUGAAGUAGACUAAAGAACAACUCUUUUGCGCAUUACAAAUGUUAACCCCCUGAGAUUUAAGAGCAGUUAAUUUGGAGGCCUGUGUGACAGAGUUCAGUGUACAUGUGAAGGCACUCAUUGAAAAAACACUUAAAAAUCACCCACCGGGUGUCAUGGAAAGACGCGAGGAGUUAUUUCAUCUUACAAGACAUGCGAGAAGCUGUUCGAGUGCCUGCCAUGAUACAUUAGUCACACAUUAGCCAGUUCAGAUUUUUAAAACCACGCUUUAACUAUUUUAGACCGAAUCAACCACUAUUUUAGUUCCUCACUUUUCUUAUUUUACAGUCCCCGUGUAGCUGAAUUCUGUUUAAAUCCUCCCAGCAUUAUUCAUGUGCCUUACAGCUCUGACAAGUCAAGAAUUGGUGUAGAGCUGGGCACUUUCAUAUCAACUUCCCAUCUAACUCGACAUUAAUUUGAAUUUCUUCAAGGGAACAUCUGUAAAUGAGGCAACUGGACUUGAGCUGAUCCAUUAUUCUCCUGUCUUUUCAUUCCUUUCUCUUUUCUCCUGGAUUCUCUGCUCAUUACUGUAUAUAUACACGUAUAAAUGUAUGAACUGUGAGUGUGUUCAUAAUGUAGAAGAGGACAACUGUGGUGAUGACUGGUAGUUUUGUUGUAAACAUUUUGUACUGAAGCAGGAAGUUGGUUCAGUGAUCAGAGUGCUGACAUUCACUGAACUUCACUGUGUAACUUAAUUAAAACGGGCUCAUUACUAACGCUUUACUAAAGUGGGCUCAGGUGUAUUUUAGUGGUAAUAAAACUGUUUGAAUUCACAGUAGAUAUAUGUUCUACCAUCUGCCACCUCCAGACCUCUUUUAGCCUGAAACAGGGUUUGUGAUUUUUGAUAUUGUCUACUUUUUAAUAAAAAUAAAUUGAAUCCAA